ACACGGACACGGUCAGACCUUUGAAGACAGAGGGCUACGGCAUCCAUACGGCGCAUCCUUCAUCAACUCUUCAGCACGCUGAGAAGGACUUAAGAACCCACUCGCAUUCCGCUAUCGGGUUUAUUUUGGUCGGUCCCAGACAAAGUUAUACAUUAGAAGAUGUUGCCUGCAACCUUCAAGCUGUGUGCUGGCAUCUCUUACCGCCACACAAGGAACAUGACAGGUCUGAGGAAGAACGCUCUCGCUGCCAUCCACCAUGAACUCAACAGAAGGGCCGGCCCCGGCUCUGGCAACUGGAUCAAUCAGGUCCGCCGGCGGAGCUCAUUCCUCAGCUCCAGGAUCGAGGAGGCGGAGGAGUACAGCCCGGAGGAGGUGACCUACGUGAGGCAGGGGGAGAGCGCCCUGCAGGAGGCCAUCAGCAUCCUGGGGGAGCAGGAAGGCUGGACCGUGGAGACCGUCGCAUCGAACGGGGACAGGGUUCUGAGCAAGGUGGUGGCGGGCGUGGGGAAGGUGUUCAAGCUGGAGGUGGUGGUGGACCAGCCUUUGGAGACCCUUUACGGGGAGCUGGUGGGCAACAUGGAACAGAUGGGAGACUGGAACCCCAACGUCAAGCAGGUCAAGAUCCUGCAGAAGAUCGGCGCCGACACCAUGGUCACCCACGAGGUGUCCGGGGACACGCCCGGGAACGUCGUGGGGCCCCGGGACUUUGUCAGCGUCCGCUGUGCCAAGCGGCGCGGCUCCACCUGCUUCCUCGCCGGGAAGUCCACCCAGCACCCCGGGAUGCCCGAGCAAAAGGGGGUGGUGAGAGCGGAGAACGGCCCCACCUGUAUAGUGUUGAAGCCCGAUGCUGCAGACCCCAAUCGGACAAAGUUCACCUGGUUAUUGAGCAUAGAUCUCAAGGGCUGGAUCCCGAAGACCAUCAUAAAUAGAGUGCUCUCUCAGACGCAGGUGGACUUUGCCAACCACCUCAGACAGAGGAUGGCUAGCAAUGUGUCUUUGGAGAUGGCGCCCGCAUGCUAACUUAACUGCUUACCCUAAGUAACGGCUGCAUGACUACAAGUCGGGAACAUCAUACUAAACUGCAACACCCUGUCACAACUACUGACCUGGAAGGAAUCCACACAGAGACUGGCAAGAAUUCAUAUGAAUCGCGCUUGUUUAAGAUCUUUGGACAAUCUUAACCCUUUGACGAUCGACUGCCCACAUAUAGGCACACGUAAUUUAUUCAUGAUUUCUUCUUUAUUAAUAUCCAGAAAGAUUUGAAUUGAAUAGGGAAAUUGUAAUGUUACCUUUAAUUUAAAAGAGAAUCAUUAAUUUACUUAUUGCACCAAACAGCUCUAGCUGAAUACAAAGAAAAAAGAGGAAGGCACAUGAAUCAACAAUAUUAUGUAAAUGUGCCUUGUCUUUAAUCCUUUCCUCUAUUGUUGCCAAUGUUUUUAUGCUUACCGAAAAUGUUCCGAUCUUUUCUCUUGUGAUAACAUCUGAAAUAAUUGUCUCCCCCUACAUUGUAAAAUAGCACUUUUGUUAGAAUAUUGUAUUUAUUGCAGUAAUGGUAUUGCAUAACGUUUGUAGACUGCCAAGCAAAUAAAGAGUUGUCAUUGGAA
Gadus morhua (Atlantic cod) is the source of this 1604-nucleotide messenger RNA. RefSeq names its product steroidogenic acute regulatory protein (gene star). NCBI's taxonomy places the organism in Eukaryota, Metazoa, Chordata, Actinopteri, Gadiformes, Gadidae. The transcript is spliced from 7 exons. The record is from RefSeq and is a predicted model, not a curated record. Gene Ontology annotation, molecular function: cholesterol binding; cholesterol transfer activity. Gene Ontology annotation, cellular component: mitochondrion. Bases 160 to 1020 code for a protein of 286 amino acids. Gene Ontology annotation, biological process: intracellular cholesterol transport; regulation of steroid biosynthetic process; steroid biosynthetic process.